AUGAUCUUUCAGGUCCUCCUCACGGCUUCGGCAGCCAUCCUUGCGAUAAAAGCCGUGGUCGCUUUGUUCCAUCAUCUGACAUCUCCUCUCCGCACGAUUCGCGGCCCAUGGCUUGCUAAUUUGACGUCUGGCUGGUAUGCUUGGAAAGUUUGGCAAGGCUCGUUCCAGGAUAUCAAUCGCGAGCUACACGAACAAUACGGCAAUCUGGUCACAGGGCCAAUCGUUCGGUAUGGGCCAAAUCGCUACACUAUCAGCGACCUGAGCCUGGUCAAGGUUAUCUACGGUCUAGGGAAAUCGUUCCCCAAGUCCUCAUGGUAUGUAUCCUGGGCGAGUCCCGGCCAGCACAAUUUAUUUAGCGACCGAUUCGUCCAAAGACAUGCCCACGAUCGCAAGCAGUACCAGGCCACAUACUCCAUGUCUGCUCUGAUCCACUACGAAGUUUUCGUCGACCACUGUGCCAACCUCUUCCAUAUUCGUCUGACCGAGCUGAGUGCAUCUGGCCGCCCCAUAGACAUGCGUCACUGGUUCCAGUGCUACGCUUUCGAUUUGAUUGGUAUGAUCACAUACGGAGAACGCCUAGGGUUUCUCGACAGUGGCAAUGAUAUAGGCAAUGUUAUCAACGCCCUCGAGGAUCACCUCAGUUAUGCUACUCUAACAGGGAUCUUCCCCUGGCUGCAUCAGUAUCUAUACCCGCUUAAGAAUCUUCUUGCCGGUAGCAAAGGUGCUGGAAGAGCAUAUGUGAUCAAUUUCACAAAGGAAAAAAUAAGCGAGAGGAAGGCGAAACCAAAGGCAUUCCCGUUCAAGGACGAAGAAAAUGCCUCUACAACACAGGACUUUCUCAGCAAGUUUUUCAACAAGCACAACACCGAUCCUGAGAACUUUACCCCAUUCCAUAUACUUUCCGGUUGCGUGUCGAACAUGGUUGCCGGAUCCGACACCACUGCUAUCAGUCUCUCAGCUACCUUGUAUUACCUUUUAAAGAACCCGAGGAGUCUGGCCACCCUACGAGAGGAGGUUGACGAUUUCACCGCUAAAGGCCAGCUGUCCAAGAAUCCUUCCUAUAAGGAGAGCCAGGAGAUGCUAUACCUGCAAGCAGUCAUCAAGGAGGCAUUACGACUACAUCCUGCUACUGGCUUGCCGCUGGAACGAGAAGUCCCCAAAGGCGGUGCGACAAUUGGAGGCUACUUCUUCCCAGAGGGGACCAUCGUCAGUGUCAAUACGUGGGUUGCGCAUCGAGAUCGUGAGAUCUUUGGACAAGACGCCAACGAGUUCUCACCUGAAAGGUGGCUACAAGAUGAUGUAGAUAAGGUGUCAUUGAUGAAUCGCUUCUGGAUGCCGUUCGGUCUUGGUUCUCGGACGUGCAUCGGCCGCCAUAUAUCUAUGCUUGAGAUGUGCAAGCUUCUACCAGUACUCGUUCGAGAUUUUGACUUUACUCUUAACCAAGAUUUACAGGAGGGAGAGUGGCGCACACAAACCUACUGGUUCGUCAAGCCUCUAGACUUUCAAGUCUACUUGAAGCCGAGGGAGAUUAUCUCCACCUCUUAA
Fusarium pseudograminearum CS3096 is the source of this 1545-nucleotide messenger RNA. RefSeq lists its product as uncharacterized. The transcript has 4 exons. Gene Ontology annotation, molecular function: oxidoreductase activity, acting on paired donors, with incorporation or reduction of molecular oxygen; heme binding; monooxygenase activity. Lineage: Eukaryota; Fungi; Ascomycota; Sordariomycetes; Hypocreales; Nectriaceae. Bases 1 to 1545 code for a protein of 514 amino acids. The record is from RefSeq and is a predicted model, not a curated record.